GUACCUAUUGACCUUUGUCACUCUACAUACUUUACCAGGUACUUGACGCUCUUCUUUCCCUUGAAUCAGGUAUCGUAGCAAUGUCAUCCUCGAAACUAUACCUCGCCGUCGUCGGUGUCGGCGGUGUCGGUACCGCCUUCCUCUCUCAACUCUCCAACUUGCCCACCUCUCUACGCCCAACACUGAUCUUCCUCUCCCGCUCCGCGAAACAACUCUACACACAGAACUACGAUGCCAUCUCGCCCUCAGACUUGCAGUCCUCAUCGUCGAAACUCCUCUCCCUGUCCGAUCUGACGUCCUACCUCUCCGGUACGCCCGGCAAAGCCAUCCUUGUUGACAACACCUCGAACCAGGACGUCGCCAAUGCGUACCCGAGCUUCUUGCGCAAGGGCAUUAGCGUUGUGACGCCGAACAAGAAGGCGUUCUCGGGCAGUCUGCAGCUGUGGACGGAUAUCUUUAGUGCCGUGGAGGAGAGUGAUGGACGGGCGAUGGUGUACCACGAGAGCAGUGUGGGCGCCGGGUUGCCUGUGAUUUCCACCCUGAAAGAUCUGGUCGCGACGGGCGAUACAGUCACACGGAUCGAGGGCGUAUUCUCGGGUACGAUGUCGUUUCUCUUUAACUCGUUCGCUCCUGCAGAAAGUUCAGGAACAGGGAAGGGAGCAAAAUGGUCCGAAAUCGUCACGCAGGCGAAAGAGGCCGGCUACACGGAGCCCGACCCUAGGGACGACUUGAAUGGGAUGGAUGUUGCGCGGAAAUUGACCAUCCUGGCGCGUCUGGCGGGGCUCAAAGUCGAGGGCCCAGAGAGUUUCCCGGUGCAGAGUUUGAUUCCGAAAGAGUUGGAGAGCGCGGGCAGUAGUGACGAGUUCAUGAAGAGGCUGCCGGAGUUUGAUGGCGAGAUGGAAGGGUACAAGGACCAGGCGGCGCGAGAGGGCAAGGUUGUGAGAUAUGUGGGCAGUGUCGAUGUUGGGGCUGGGAAGGUGAAAGUUGGGCUGGAGAUGGUGGAACGGGGCACGCCGAUUGCGAGUCUAAGGGGCAGUGACAAUUUGAUCUGUUUUUAUACCAAGCGCUACGGGGCGAAUCCGUUGGUGAUCCAGGGCGCAGGCGCAGGUGGUGAGGUUACGGCGAUGGGGGUCACGGCCGAUCUGAUCAAGGUCGUCGAGCGAUUGAGAUAGACAGGAAAGCGGGUCCAAAACGUGUGAAUUAGGGCUUCAAAAGUUGUGAAUGGGUUCGGAAAGUAUAGUAUGUGCAUAGAGCCUAUCCAUGUGCAUGGAUAUCAGAAGGCGAUGUGGCUUGUAUACCCAGGUCUGUGUCAGCUGCGUAGAUACUCCUUCACAGCCUCGCCCCAGAC
Molecule: messenger RNA, 1348 nt
Organism: Exophiala xenobiotica
Lineage: Eukaryota; Fungi; Ascomycota; Eurotiomycetes; Chaetothyriales; Herpotrichiellaceae
Exons: 1
Coding region: 81-1172 (363 amino acids)
Biological process (GO): aspartate family amino acid biosynthetic process; L-homoserine biosynthetic process
Molecular function (GO): aspartate kinase activity; NADP binding; homoserine dehydrogenase activity
Source: RefSeq, a predicted model, not a curated record